Messenger RNA from Penicillium griseofulvum, 1860 nucleotides. RefSeq names its product 60S ribosomal eL15 domain-containing protein. Gene Ontology annotation, molecular function: RNA binding; structural constituent of ribosome. Lineage: Eukaryota; Fungi; Ascomycota; Eurotiomycetes; Eurotiales; Aspergillaceae. Gene Ontology annotation, biological process: cytoplasmic translation. The coding region runs from base 1 to 1860 and encodes 619 amino acids. The transcript is spliced from 8 exons. The record is from RefSeq and is a predicted model, not a curated record. Gene Ontology annotation, cellular component: ribosome; cytosolic large ribosomal subunit.
AUGUCGGCUGCUACCAUGUCUACGAGAAAUGACUCGGAGGGCAAAGUGGCUACACUUUGGGCAGGUGAAGGGCAAGCAUCAAAUUCUACCUCGUCAGUCGAAGAGAAUGUUGCCUAUCGGUUUGUCCUUGAUCGCAAGGUUCAAACGAUAUCGAGCAACAGCAUUCCCGAGGACGGAUUGGUAUCAGGCCUUUUGUUUGUGCCCAGUCUAGAGCCGCAUGAUCCGUGCUAUAACAUUACCGCUUCGUCUGUGCCGCCAGAUGUGACCCGUUAUGAAGAUGUGUCCGACUUUGGAUACUCCUUAGUUGGCCUUGCUCCAUGGGUAACCGCAGAAUGCUCGCUAUCGUACCUCUCCGCCGCCCAAAAGGUCGGCACACAUGCUAUGAUCUUUUUUCAGCCGUCAGACAACGAGACCAGCAUACCACCUGACUCAAGCGACUCUCGCUGGGAAAUCAACGAUGGGGAUAGAUGGAGAAUGGAUAUCAAUUACCCAGUGUAUGCCAUUCCAGGGCCAGCUGGAAAAUCAUUGAUCAACGAUCUCUCAUGGUAUUCAGCUGAGACACCAGAGAACAAGAGAGACAACUCAACCGAGGAAUUUGCGCUACAGACUACGACUAGCCGAUUGUUUGCUAGGAUUGAAACUGGCUCAAACCCCACACCGGCGACGAACGUCUGGAGCUUCGUACUUGCAAUUGCAGGAACGGUUCUUAUACUCAGUAUCCUCCUAGUCAUAAUUUAUCGACUUAUCCUGCGCAGGAGACGGUUUCAGCUCCAGAGACGUGUUGAUGCAGGUCAAGUCGAUAUCGAAGCUUUCGCAUUGAAUCAAAUGAUGGCUCCUCCGGAGGUGGUUAACAAGAUGCCUCUUUAUACAUACUCGGAGAUUAUCCCUCCAACGGAGCCAGCUCUUCGACAAGAUAAUACGCCGGCCAAUCCCAUCGAACGUGAUUCUGACGACAAGACUGAAUCGCUGUCCCUCAACGAAGACAACCAUGCACAAGAGGAUGCUGGCAUCCAGAUGCCCGAAGCAGCGAUCGUCAAACCUGGACAAAAUGAUUCUUGCAGAAGCAAGUAUCGUCUAAGCUAUACUCAAACAACUUGUGCUAUUUGUCUCGACGAUUUUGUCGCCGGGUCAUCUCUGUGGGUCAACUCGCUAAUCGCUAGCGUCCCACACACAACCUCUGCCUCUAGACGUUUUCCUCCUCGAACUUUUUGCGACAACGACAACCGACGACCUCGUACAGCCGACAAGAUGGGUGCCCUCAAGUACGUGGAAGAAAUCCAGAAGAAGAAGCAGUCCGAUGUGAUUCGCUUCCUGCUGCGCGUCCGAUGCUGGGAGCUCCGCCAGCUGAACGCCAUCCACCGUGCCUCGCGCCCUUCGCGCCCCGAUAAGGCCCGUCGUCUCGGUUACAAGGCCAAGCAGGGUUACGUUAUCUACCGUGCCCGUGUCCGCCGCGGUGGCCGCAAACGCCCCGUCGCUAAGGGUGCCACCUUCGGCAAGCCCACCAACCACGGUGUCAACCAGCUCAAGUACCAGCGUGCUCUCAAGUCCACCGCUGAGGAGCGUGUUGGCCGCCGCGCUGCUAACUUGCGUGUCCUGAACUCCUACUGGAUCAACCAGGACUCCACCUACAAGUACUACGAGGUCAUCCUUGUCGACCCCCAGCACAAGGCCAUCCGUCGUGAUGCCCGCAUCAACUGGAUCUGCAACUCCGUCCACAAGCACCGCGAGUCCCGUGGCCUCACCGCCACCGGCAAGAAGUCCCGUGGUAUCAACAAGGGUCACCGCUACAACAACACCAAGGCUGGUCGCCGCCACACCUGGAAGCGCCAGAACACCCAGAGCUACUGGCGUUACCGUUAA